AUGGCGGCGGGCGCGCCUCCGGUGUUCAACCUGUUCAUCAUCAACAAGUCGGGCGGACUCAUCUACUACAAGGACUUUGGGUCGUUGAACCGGCUGGACACGAACGACUCGCUGCGCCUGGCGUCCACGUGGCACGGGCUGCAUGCCAUCGCCAUGCAGCUGUCGCCCAUCCCCAACGGUGGCGGCAUCGAGAUGCUGGAGGCGGGCACCUUCGACCUGCACUGCUUCCAGACGCUCACAGGCACCAAGUUCUUCAUAGCCACGGAGGUGGGCUUCACGGGGGCGCCCACGCUGCUCGCAAUCAUCUAUGACCUCUACACCGACUAUGUGCUCAAAAACCCCUUUUAUGAGGUGGAGAUGCCCAUCCGCUGCGACCUCUUUGACCUGCAUCUGCCUGCUGCCAUCCGCAAGGACCGCUCUUUGCUCGCCGCUGGGGUGGUUGUGCCUGGCCGAUCAUAG
Molecule: messenger RNA, 459 nt
Organism: Closterium sp. NIES-65
Lineage: Eukaryota; Viridiplantae; Streptophyta; Zygnematophyceae; Desmidiales; Closteriaceae
Source: the annotation of a GenBank genome assembly